AUGCAGUUGUACAUCCCGUUUGCCGUCCUUUGGAUAUGGGCGAACCUAGUUACAGCCAACAAAGCAGUACUUUCUGACAAAAAUCCGCAGGCAUGUAGCGGAAUGUAUUCACGAGAAGACUGGGGAGGAAAAAUCGACCCGUACAUUUCUUUCAACCUAAGGGAACUGUCUAAUACAAAGGGUGUGUCAGUGGCCAUCUUUGAUUUUAAAGACUACGAACACCUCGGAGUUUAUGUCGAUUCAUCUCCGUACUAUAUCUGCGACGAUUAUGCUAUCGAAAAGGGUGCUUGUAAUGCAACUCAUAAAAACGAAUACAUCGUGCGGAACCUGAUAACAGACCCAACGACCGGGGAAAACGAGACCUUGUCUGCCCAAGUACAGAGCUUUUACCAGACCGAAACUGGGCUCCACGAAACCCGAUACUCCGUCAAAUCGACGGGCUACUACUGUGUGGUCGCAUCGUCGAUUGACAGCUCAUCCCCCAAAUUCUCUGCGACUAUCAAUUUUAGAAAUGCCUUUGGACAACUUCCAGCCGCAGAGAUCAACAAUUUACCUCUCUACGGACUUUUGGCUAUCUUCUAUCUCGUGGCCAUGGCUUUGUACAGCUUUGCCUUCUGGAAACAUAAGAACGAACUUCUACCCUUGCAAAAGUAUUUGUUAGCGUUUUUCGCUUUCCUUACAGUGGAACAAAUAUUUAUCUGGGCAUAUUAUGAUAUAAAAAACGAAAAGGGCGACACGGCGGGUACCAAGGUUUAUAUGGUUUUUGUGUCCAUUUUGACUUCUGCUAAAACUUCCUUCAGUUUCUUUCUCCUGUUAGUGAUUGCCCUAGGCUAUGGUGUCGUGUACCCAAAGCUUAACAAAAAGCUAAUGAGACGCUGUCAAAUAUUUGCAGGUGUAAACUUUGUUCUGAGCGUGGCCUAUCUCAUCCAAAACUACCUAACAAACCCAGAGUCCGUGACUCUGUGGCCAUUAGCAACGUUGGUUCCUCUGGGAAUAACCAUGCUGGGGUUUUACUUUUGGAUCCUAAGGUCCAUGUCCCAAACACUACGCUACUUGCAAGAACAAAGGCAGGUUGUAAAGCUGAAAAUGUACAAAAAAUUGUUGUCCACGAUCUACUUUUCUUUGCUCGUUUUGUUUGCUGGUAUUGUUCUAUCUUCUUUUGUUUUCAUCGGAAUGAAUUCUAUCGAGAUGGUGGAGCAACACUGGAGGACAAGGUUUUUCUUUGUAGAUUUCUGGCCGUCCCUCGUUUACUACUUCGUAUUUGUGACCGUUGCAUUUAUCUGGAGACCAACUGAUACUUCUUACAUGUUGGCAUGCUCCCAGCAAUUACCAACAGAUCCUGAAAAUGUCGCCGAUUUUGACCUAGACGAUCUUCAGUCUUUAGAGGGUCCAUCUGCGCACAUAGACGAUGACCUUAACUUUUCAGAUGACGAAGAGCUUCCUCGUAGAGACUCCGACUCCAAAAAACCAGAUAAAUGA
Messenger RNA from Lachancea dasiensis, 1479 nucleotides. Lineage: Eukaryota; Fungi; Ascomycota; Saccharomycetes; Saccharomycetales; Saccharomycetaceae. The record is from the annotation of a GenBank genome assembly.